AUGAAGACAGUUGUGUGCUCGGGGUUGGGCUGUACGGGAUGGGGUGAAGCUGUGGCGGCGCUGUUGGAGUUGAAUGGCGACAGGCCGCGGGUGAGUGACGAGUGCGUAGCGCGAAUGGUGUCGAUAGGGGCAGGAGGAAGACAUGCUAUUCAAGUGGCGGUGGUGGGUAGUUUAGGUGACCGUGUGCAGCAGUGUGAGCAGGAGGCGGGUUGUCCGCUGGCGUUUGAUGGGUUUAUGAAGUGGAUCCGGCGGUUGCGAGUGUAUCAUCAACGGUGUCAGCCGCCAGAUGCGGUCGAAGCACGUAAGAAUAUACAGAGCAUGUUGGGUAAGGCGCUGCGGAAACAACUGGAUGGCGCCACAGACCGAUUCACAAUCCAGCAAAUAUGGGCGGAGGCCUUCAGCGAAAAACUGCCAAGCGAGCACGCAGUGAGCGUGGAAGAAGAAGAAAGUACGCAGCUUGAAGUACGCUCAGCGCGCCUGUUGACACAGACAGAACGCGACCGGCUGAUACUGCACGUUCCGGAUGACUGGGUGCCGGCAAUCGAACGAUCAGUAACCUCGAGGCAACGAGGGCGCAUCGGAGCACCUAUUCCCGAGCCUUGGUACAAGCAGACCAAGUGGCGUCUGGGCAUCACAGUUGGCGGGUUCAUGGCCGCGACGAUAUUGGGCGGCUUGUAUUAUAUCGGAAUUCCUACCCCUGCCGCCCCCGAGCGCCUUCCGGAACAGUUUGGAGAAUUGUAUCGAGGGUUGUACGACCAUCCUGCAGAGACCAAGCACAACUAUUCUCUGUCGGCUUCCGACCUUGGCCGACUGCGCACGACGGACUUAGUGUGUGCGCACACAUUCAAGGCUGUGACUGCGACGCCCGUUACCUUUGACUGGAUACGGCCUGGUGUUUGCGACGGCUAUGGAGGCCGCAUCGCCUGUAGCUGGUCCGACGAUCAACGACCUGCCCCCUUCUGCUACUACUUCGCCGGAGAUACCAAGUUCGAUUACACCGCCGUCGGAGAAGCCAUCCACCGCUACCUCCUACCGGCAGUCUGCGGCAUCGACUGCAACUCACAAAUUGACCACGUGAGACGCGUGCGCCAGAGAACCGCAAUAGAGCUCGUUCCCUCCCUGAUGGGCAUGCCCGUGCAACAGUUAUCCCCCCAAGCCUUGGAAUCCAUCGGCACAAUAAUUUUCCAAAGAUACCUACUACAGGACGACGGCUGUUCUCUCAGGUGUAACGGGGACGAAUGCGCACCAAACCACAUCGCCGAAAACACCCACGCGUGCCGUUGCACAUUCGGAGCCUUCCGGUGCUCCUACGAAGCCAAACCCGGUGUCACUGUUACCUCAGAUCGUUUGCCACCAGCUCUGCAAAAACGGUAA
Gregarina niphandrodes is the source of this 1374-nucleotide messenger RNA. RefSeq names its product putative transmembrane protein. The coding region runs from base 1 to 1374 and encodes 457 amino acids. NCBI's taxonomy places the organism in Eukaryota, Apicomplexa, Conoidasida, Eugregarinorida, Gregarinidae. The transcript has 2 exons. The record is from RefSeq and is a predicted model, not a curated record.